GUCGAAUGGAAUGGAGUCUAGAGUCCAUGUGACUGUACUCUCAAGUAUGACAUCUUUUUUGUUGUCCCAAUUUUUUUAACAAUGUCAUUGGAUAUUUUGAUUCCCCCGGAGGUGUAAUACCGUGCCAGGUGGAAUUAAUGAAACUUAUAUAUUGGUUUAAAAAAGUUUUCCAAUGACUACGCAUUUAGUGAAUUAUUAAUCGUUAGAUUGAGGCUUUUCUGGGAACACGACAAUGGCACUUAGAGAGUUGGUCGAGGGGGAUUGCGGUGGUCCAGGGCCACUCGCGGGCUUCGCCUCACACCUGGUGCAGGACCGGGGGUUCAGGGAAGAGGGCAUUGGUCAGUCUAGAGAGGUCCCCCUGGAGCACGCCACUCCUGAUCAGUUGGUUGAUGAGUUUCUCGGGGGCAGGGCUAAUGCACAUCCCGCUACUUUUCGUAUGAAUAAUAUCCUUCAGCAGGUUCAGGAGAUUGAUCAUGGCAUUCAGCAUCCUCUACCACCACCUUCCAUGGUCAGGGAACAGGACUCUGAGUGGGCGAAUCAGUUUAUGAACACGAGGACCGAAUUUUUUACAACAAAUGCAGAUCAAAUCUGGUCUGAGAAUGCUCUCCCUCGUCUUCCACCCCCUGAAUCCAAUGAACUCGGUCUUGGUGUCCAGUGGGCAGAGGACUACUUCGAGCACACAUUAGAGUCCUCGAAGGAAGAUGAAGAAGAACUCAAAUCUUUGGACGACACAAGCACCGAAAAUCCCAACAUUGCGUAUUCGAAAUUCAUGAAAUUUAUGCAUCAGGAAGGGGACAUCACUAACGAAAUUCCAGAAUCCACUUCAGCGAGCACUUUGAGCUCGAAAUGGUCGCAAGAGUUCUCGGAACAAAAGGAAGAGGCUGAGAAGUCUCUGGGGAAUCCGGAUGGAGUUCUUAAUAAAGUUGAGGAAGAAUUGGCAGUGGCUGGGAGUUGGGCCAAUGAAUUUCUCGAAAGCGCUGGCAAUGUAGGUUCGGACACGUACGAAUCCUCGAUUUGGUCAAAAUUCGAAGGAGAGUGGGCAAAGGCCUCGAAAAAUAACAUAGCAGACGCUCAUCCCUGGUUGUCCGAUUACGAGAGUUACUACGAUCCCUUCAAGGACUACAAAUUCAAAGAGGACAACCCAAUGAAAGAUAUUCCCAACGCUCUAGAGCAAGGCAAGAGUCGACUGGAGGCUGGGGAUCUUCCCAGUGCCGUAUUGUGCUUCGAGGCAGCUGUCCAGCAGAACGAGGAGAACCCAGAGGCGUGGUACCUCCUGGGGAAGACCCAGGCUGAGAAUGAGCAGGAUCCCCUAGCCAUAGCAGCUCUAAAAAAAUCUCUAACGCUGGAUACAUCUAACGCCAAUGCACUAAUGACACUGGCCGUGUCCUACACCAACGAAUCUUAUCAGAAUCAGGCCUGUUUGACCCUGAAGGAGUGGCUCUUGAAGAAUGAGAAGUAUAAUCACCUGUUGGUGAAGCGGAAUAGCACAGAUAACCCAUCCAAAUCCUCAGUGUCGACGAUUUUAUUCGACGACGUGCACAAUGAGGUGAAGGACCUGUUCAUUCAAGCCGCCAGGAUGAAUCCAACUGAGGGAAUUGACGCUGACGUGCAGAGUGGUCUGGGAGUCCUCUUCAAUCUAUCCAGCGAGUACGAUAAAGCUGCUGACUGUUUCAGGGCAGCUCUCCAGGUGCGCCCAGACGACUCAAGACUCUGGAACAGAUUGGGCGCAACUCUUGCCAAUGGACAGAGAUCUGAAGAAGCUGUUGAUGCAUACUCUCAAGCGCUUGAACUCUCCCCUGGAUUCAUCAGGGCCAGAUACAACCUGGGAAUUUCGUGCAUCAACCUCGGGGCUUACAAGGAAGCUGCUGAGCAUCUUCUCACAGCACUUAAUCAACAGGCUGCUGGCAGGGGAGUCCAGGGUGGUAAUAAUGCCCCUCAUGCCAUGUCUGAAACUAUUUGGUCGACCCUGAGGCUCGUUGUGUCUCUCAUGCACAAGUAUCAUCUGACUGAAGCUGUGGAGAAGUGGAAUCUGGCAAAAUUGAACGAGGAAUUCGAGAUAUCCUGAAGUUAACAAUAACAUUACCCACAUGGAUAACAUAACGGAAUGGAUUGUUUAACUCUAAUGUUAUGGAUACAGAUAAUAAAGGAAAAUUAUUUGUAAAUCGUUGAA
Fopius arisanus is the source of this 2170-nucleotide messenger RNA. RefSeq names its product peroxisomal targeting signal 1 receptor (gene Pex5). Gene Ontology annotation, cellular component: cytosol; peroxisomal membrane. Gene Ontology annotation, molecular function: protein binding. The coding region runs from base 233 to 2065 and encodes 610 amino acids. Gene Ontology annotation, biological process: protein import into peroxisome matrix, docking. The record is from RefSeq and is a predicted model, not a curated record. The transcript has 5 exons. NCBI's taxonomy places the organism in Eukaryota, Metazoa, Arthropoda, Insecta, Hymenoptera, Braconidae.